AUGUACACACCAUUGACGUCGGAGGCCGUGAUAACAAGGAAAGAGUUCGACCUGAUGAAGAACAGGUUCGACGAGCAAGUUGAAGCACUCAAGGGGAAGUGUGAAAAGAAAGAGAACUCAUUUGAUGAUGGUGAGAUGGGUGAAUCACCGUUCACCACGGACAUCUUGAAGGCCCCAAUCUCUCUGAAGUUCAAAACGCUCGCAAGUGUCGAGCAUUCCAGAUUGCUCUCACAAGAAGUGCUCGGCUCUGGUAUAGAAGGUUGCCAGAAGACAGCCACUCAUCUCACUACUAUUCGACAAAAAGAAGGCGAGACUCUAAGGGAGUACGUGAUUCACUUCGAGGAGGAGCAUCUCAAAGUAGCACAUUGCUCUGACGACUCGGCUAUAUGCUACUUCCUCACUGGCAUGGCCGACGAGACUUUAAUAGUCAAGUUGGGCAAAGAAGCGCCAUCAACCUUUGCUGAGGUCUUACAAAAGGCCAAGACAGUUAUAGAUGGGCAGGAGCUACUCAGUACCAAGCUAGGCCGUACAGACAAGAGAUUCGAUCAGAAGAGGUCAGGAAACCAAGAGAAAGGGAAGUCUGAUUCCAAGUACUCCACAACCACCAUUCCGAUCUCCGAGAUUCUCACUAAUAUUAAGGAGAACGGAUUGGAAAAGCUUCUCAAGCAACCUGAUAAGCUUAAAGGAGACCCCAAAAAACGCAACAAGGACAGGUAUUACAGUUUCCAUCGCGAUCACGGGAAUGAUACUUCGAGUUAUUGGGAACUGAAGCGUCAGAUUGAAAACUUAAUUCUAGAUGGCUACUUCAAAAAAUACGUUGACAAGCCAGGCUUGAGCUCGACAGAAAAGAAAGAAGAAAGGAAGCGUUCAAGGAUGCCACCUCGAAGAGAUGACCGACCUGCAGUCAUUAACACCAUCUUCGGAGGCCCGAGUGGGGGCAAGUUCGAAAACAAAAGGAAGAAGCUAGCCAAGAAAGCCUGGCGUGAAGUCUGCACCAUCCAGGAGCAGAGGCCGACCUGCCCUAUCUCCUUCUCCGACUAUGACUUGGAGGGGGUCUACUUACCCCAAAAUGAUGCCUUGGUGAUCUCGCCGCUGAUUGACCAUGUCCAAGUUAGGAGAGUGUUGGUGAAUGGGGGUGCUUCGGCUAACAUCCUAUCUGUCACCACUUACCUAGCGUUACUUCUGAAGGUUGCAUCGACCUUUGCAUCACCAUCGGCCAAGGUGACACUCAAGUCACGCAGAUGGUCGAGUUUGUGGUGA
Messenger RNA from Momordica charantia (bitter melon), 1260 nucleotides. NCBI's taxonomy places the organism in Eukaryota, Viridiplantae, Streptophyta, Magnoliopsida, Cucurbitales, Cucurbitaceae. The record is from RefSeq and is a predicted model, not a curated record.